AUGGCGGACGGCACAACGGAAAUUGACCUCGACUCGGUCAUCGACCGCCUACUCGAGGUGCGCGGAAACAGGCCAGGCAAGCCGGUGCAGCUACAGGAAUACGAAAUCAAAUACCUGUGUACGAAGGCCCGCGAGAUAUUCAUCAACCAGCCCAUCCUGCUCGAGCUCGAGGCCCCCAUAAAGAUCUGUGGAGACAUACAUGGACAGUACUACGACCUCCUACGCCUGUUCGAAUACGGCGGAUUCCCACCAGAAGCGAACUACCUCUUCCUCGGCGACUACGUCGACCGCGGGAAACAAAGUCUGGAGACGAUCUGCCUCCUGCUAGCCUACAAAAUCAAGUACCCAGAGAACUUCUUCAUCCUCCGCGGGAACCACGAGUGCGCGAGCAUAAACCGCAUCUACGGCUUUUACGAUGAGUGCAAACGCCGGUACAAUAUCAAGUUAUGGAAGACCUUCACCGACUGCUUCAAUUGCCUCCCGAUCGCAGCGAUCAUCGACGAGAAAAUCUUUACCAUGCACGGCGGUCUUUCUCCCGAUCUGCAAAGUAUGGAGCAGAUCCGUCGCGUGAUGAGGCCGACGGACGUCCCCGACACAGGUCUGUUAUGCGACUUGCUCUGGUCCGACCCGGACAAAGACAUCACGGGAUGGUCCGAGAACGACCGUGGAGUGUCGUUCACGUUUGGACCGGACGUCGUCUCGCGCUUCUUGCAGAAGCACGAUAUGGACUUGAUCUGCAGAGCGCAUCAGGUCGUAGAAGACGGCUACGAAUUCUUCGCGAAACGACAGCUCGUCACAUUGUUUAGCGCGCCUAAUUACUGUGGCGAGUUCGACAACGCCGGUGCGAUGAUGUCGGUCGACGAGACGUUGCUGUGCUCGUUCCAAAUCUUGAAGCCGGCAGAGAAGAAGGCGAAGUACCCGUACGGCGGGAUGAACAUGGGACGGCCUGUCACGCCGCCCCGCAAGCAGAAGAAGAAGGACGGCAAGUAG
This is a messenger RNA of Peniophora sp. CBMAI 1063, 990 nucleotides long. Lineage: Eukaryota; Fungi; Basidiomycota; Agaricomycetes; Russulales; Peniophoraceae. The record is from the annotation of a GenBank genome assembly.